Molecule: messenger RNA, 632 nt
Organism: Thamnophis sirtalis
Lineage: Eukaryota; Metazoa; Chordata; Lepidosauria; Squamata; Natricidae
Source: RefSeq, a predicted model, not a curated record
GCCAAAGAGCCCAAAGCGAUUAUGAAAAUUGAGCAUCUCAACGCCACCUUCCAGCCCGAGAAAAUUGGAAACCCUCACGGGCUGCAGAUCACUUACUUGAAGGACAACAGCACAAGGAAUAUUUUUGUUUACCAUGAAGAUGGCAAGCAAACAGAGGGGUUCAAAAAACGCUGGUUUACUAUGGAUGACAGAAGAUUAAUGUAUUUUAAGGAUCCUUUGGAUGCUUUUGCCAGGGGAGAGGUUUUUAUCGGGAGUAAAGAAAACAGCUACAAGGCCCUGGAAGGGCUCCCGCCGUCCAUCCAGGGGAAUCACUGGCAGUACGGAAUUACCAUCAUCACCCCUGACCGGAAGUUCCUCUUUGCCUGUGAGACCAAAAGCGAUCAGCUCGAGUGGAUCUCCGCUUUUCAAAAAGUGAUCAACAGGCCGAUGCUGCCACAGGAAUAUGCAGGUGAGGCUCCAGCGUUCGGUCUCGGGGUGGAUCCAUCACUUGUACGAUGUUGACGGAAGCCUUCGUCAAAACUGGAACCAGUGCCGUUGUAAUCUCUAAGCAAACCGUUGUAGGUUGAGGACUACUCAUCUUUGGUAAAGAGGCUGGCAAGGUUCCAAGUAACAUACCCAUAACAAACAAAAAU